CAUGGAGACCCCCGGACUGGUUGUGCAUGGGGAGGCUGAGCCCUUUUCCACAGCGCUCCGAAGCCUCGUCAACAACCGCCUAUACAGUGAUGUUCGCUUUGUGGUCGGUCAAGAACGGCAGGAGGUGUUUGCCCACCGGUGCUUGUUGGCCUGUAGAUGCAAUUUUUUCCAACGACUUCUGGGCCCAGAGCCAGGUCCGGGGGUGCCUGGCCCUGUGGUGCUAAGUACUGUGCCAGCUGAGGCCUUCCUGGCAGUGCUGGAGUUCUUGUACACCAACAGUGUCAAGCUGCACCGCCAUUCUGUGCUGGAGGUGCUGACGGCAGCUGUGGAGUAUGGGCUGGAGGAACUGAGAGAGAUAUGCCUGGAGUUUGUGGUUAAGGUGCUGGAUGUGGAGCUGGUUUGUGAGGCCCUGCAGGUGGCUGUAACUUUUGGCCUGGGACCAUUGCAAGAGCGUUGCAUAGCCUUCAUAGAGACCCACAGCCAGGAGGCGCUUCGGACCCGCGGUUUCCUGGAGCUGUCAGCGUCCGCGUUGCUGCCUCUGCUGCGCAGUGACAAGCUUUGUGUGGACGAAGCUGAUCUUAUCCUGGCGGCCCGAAGCUGGGCGCGCGUGGGCGCGGCAGUGCUGGAGAGGCCUGUGGCAGAGGUAGCGGCCCCAGUUGUGCGGGAGUUGAGACUGGCCCUGCUGGCCCCAGCGGAGCUGAGCGCCCUGGAAGAGCAAAAUCGGCGGGAGCCGCUCAUUCCGGUGGAGCAGAUCGUGGAAGCGUGGAAAUGCCACGCUAUGCGGAGAGGGGAUGCAGCCCGGGGUGCCUCCUGCCGCCGCCGGAGGGGCACCCUGCCCCGGGAGCAUCAUCGCUUUCUGGACCUGCCCUUUAAGUGA
This is a messenger RNA of Pteronotus mesoamericanus, 877 nucleotides long. RefSeq names its product BTB domain containing 19 (gene BTBD19). The coding region runs from base 2 to 877 and encodes 291 amino acids. Gene Ontology annotation, molecular function: protein binding. The record is from RefSeq and is a predicted model, not a curated record. NCBI's taxonomy places the organism in Eukaryota, Metazoa, Chordata, Mammalia, Chiroptera, Mormoopidae. The transcript has 8 exons.